Parnassius apollo (apollo) is the source of this 450-nucleotide messenger RNA. The record is from the annotation of a GenBank genome assembly. NCBI's taxonomy places the organism in Eukaryota, Metazoa, Arthropoda, Insecta, Lepidoptera, Papilionidae.
AUGAUAGAGCAACCCGCAAACGUGGAUGACGCCGUGAAUACCCCAGUUGUGGUUGAUUCAAACGAUGAUGGAACAGUCGCCCAGGAACUGGAAUUAGAGCAUAUGAGGAGUGCAUUGGAAGAGGCGAUUGUGGAAAAGCGCAGUACGCCUCUCGAAAAUCGAUCGCGACUUCCCCGCAUAGCCCUAAGCAAGCAGAAUCGGGCUGUCGUGAGGGCUCUGAACCCAAUGCUGGUGACCUAUUUGGCAGCCAGUCGGGACCUUUGCGAGACGGACUCAAUUCUUUUUGGCGCCGCGCUGGCAGUCUGCCGUAUCAUAGGCGCCAAGGUUUCCACGGCUGGACGCGCUACUGGCCAUAGUAGCGCUAUCCCAGCAUGGAGAAGAAGAAUUGAGGAACGUAUCGCAAAGGCUAGAGCUCUCAUCGGCACACUGAUGCUUCAGAUCAGGCAAUAA